Messenger RNA from Vollenhovia emeryi, 582 nucleotides. RefSeq names its product 28S ribosomal protein S36, mitochondrial. NCBI's taxonomy places the organism in Eukaryota, Metazoa, Arthropoda, Insecta, Hymenoptera, Formicidae. The transcript is spliced from 4 exons. The record is from RefSeq and is a predicted model, not a curated record. Gene Ontology annotation, biological process: 2-oxoglutarate metabolic process. The coding region runs from base 191 to 463 and encodes 90 amino acids.
AGCUGUCCAUUCUAUACGUAUGUCGAUGCUGUUGAGGCUGCCGACACGAAAAAAAGUAUUCGCCAGCAGAGGUAGGCCAAAACGCCAUCUGCACGCUGUUGCGAUGCGUCGAGGAGAAGCUUUCCGUUUCGGACGAAAUUAGUCGUCGUGGUGUAUUGUAUCGCGCCGUUACUUACAGGAAAAAUCAACUAUGAUGGCAAGCAAGGCUUGGAAGGUGGUCCAGCCGCACGUGCCGAUGAUCAAGUUCCGCGCAGGUGGCAUCGAUCGCGCAGUUACGGGCAUGACGGCCGCGCCAUCUGCGCGAUCAGGGCCGGCGCAGAUGCAGCAGAGCGCGGGCGGCGCAACGGGCCCCCGGGUGAUCGUGCUGCCGACGAUAGAGGACAUCCACUUGCCGCUGCGAUAUCAGAGACGACCGAUAGAUCAGAAGGAAAUGGAGUACAUCAACCGUGGCGGGCCAGAGUGAAAUUGCAGCUCGAGUGCAUUUAGGAAACUCCGUAUUUAAUUCACUUUGUUAUUGACCGACUCGGUCCAAUGUGUUGUUAAAAUAAAUGGGACGUGUGUGAGAUAGAGAGAGAAAGAGAA